AUGCAGUUGGAAAGUUUGGGGAACUUUUCAAAGCACGAUCUGGUGACCUUCGUGGUCAGUCAUUGCAACGAACAGGAUUGCAAAGUGCAAACUCACGACAAAAUGUACCUACCAUCUCCAAAGAUAUAUAAUGCGCUACUCCUUUCAAUUGAGUUCAGAUCUGGUGACCUUCGUGGUAUGUACUUCUUGGAUUAA
This is a messenger RNA of Acanthoscelides obtectus, 195 nucleotides long. The record is from the annotation of a GenBank genome assembly. NCBI's taxonomy places the organism in Eukaryota, Metazoa, Arthropoda, Insecta, Coleoptera, Chrysomelidae.